UGAAAGAUGAGCUCAUCUUUACCAAAUGGCAGCUAGCUCUCUCAACGCUGAAAUUCUGUUUGAGCAAGAAAUUGCAAUUACGGCGUAAAUUCUUAUAAUUGAAUGACAAUUGGCAUUUUAGUAUAUGAAAACAAUAACUUCAAUCGUUCCAACUAACGAAACCAGCAUACAACAUAUACCAAUGCAUAGUCAAUAGAGAAUACACGUAAAUUACCUUUUCUUAGACCGUUUUUCAGCAGAUUUACGUGUAAAUGAGAAAAAAAAAGAUAAAACCGUCUGGCUGAACGCGUUUCGACUUCAUUACCUUUAUUUUUUUACAAUUGAAUCCAUGUUUUUCAGAAUUUCCUCAAUACUUCACACUUCACGCUCUCUUUUACAAUUUUGUUCUUAAAUCACAAGAUAUGCCAAAAAUGUUAAUGAAAAACUUUUCUUGGUAUUUUUUUCGUUCAUAUUUACAUCCUUUCGUAUAUAGUAAAAGUCAACAAUAAUAACUACGACUUAAUGCUCCGGGUUACAAUGUUACCCAUUAUAUAGAGAGAGCAAAUUCAUACGUAUGCACAUGGUAAAAACAACACAGCGUAUAUCUAAGAAAAGCGUAUAUUUAGACAAAAUUUGAGGGCUGUUUUUGUGAAAUUCUUACUGAAUUUGUAGAUAAAUUAAGGGCUUGGAAAAGUAGGUCUAAUUUUGGAACUCGAGACAUCUUACGAACAUGUCUGAAUUUUCUGACAUUCGAGGGGAUCGUGCGUUGGAGGAACUGAACAAGAUUAAAAUGAAAAACUUACAUUUUCGUCAGAGAAGCAAUGAAGGUUUGCAAAGUCCUGCAAACUUUGACUUGUCUGGAUUAAAUACUCCCGUGGACGAGUUUAGUAGUGGAAAUACGCAGAGCCUGGACAUUACUGACUUCCGCAGCUUCACACAACAAAUCAAUAACGAAGAUUGUUACUCUCGUAUAGAAAAUGUUAUGAGAUUGAAAUCUAUGUACAGUGAAGCUAUCAAUGGUAUAUUUUCUGGGGAUCCAAAAAAUAUUAUCAUUGUCACCAAACCAAGGAACCAUUCGUUGGUAUAUUUCACCGCAGAUAUUACGAAAUACUUGCUUUCUUCAACCUCUCCUGACUCAAAAGUGUAUGUAGACAAACGAUUAGCAAACUCCAAACGGUUUUCCGCAAGCGAUAUCCUGCAUGAUUUGGAGCUGCACGAAGACAGAAUCGGUUAUUGGACGCCUUUUAUUUGCCUAGUGAAACCAACAAAGUUUGAUAUGGUCAUCACUAUUGGCGAUAAUACAACUGUUUUGUAUACCUCUUGGUUAUUUCAAAAACAUUGUCCUCCUGUCUUGACUUUCUCAGACUCUGAUAUUCCUGGAUUCUUGACUCAUUUUCCCGUUACCGAAUAUAAAGAGCAUAUUCACCACAUGCUUAGCAGCAGUGUUUCUUUACGCUUUUCUUCUCGACUGGAAUGUUCGUAUCACAAGUAUGAUUCAGAAACAAAACAGUACUCUCACAUAUCUACCAGUUAUGUUCUAAAUGAGGUUCAGGUCUCACGCGGUGAGCAUCCUUACAUCAGUAACCUGAACCUUUACAACAACUCAGAGUUAAUGACGAUCGUUCAAGCUGAUGGGUUAAUCGUCUCUACUCCAACCGGUUCGACUAAUAUGUCUAUGAAUGCCGGUGGCUCUCUUGUCCAUCCUAACUUAAACGCUAUUUUGAUUACUCCUAUUUGUCCUCACUGUCUAUCUUUCCGGCCAGUGAUCCUUCCUGAUUAUUCAGUUAUAAACAUUGAAGUUCCCUUGGAUUCUCGGGCUACUGCUUUCUUCUCUGUCGAUGGUCACAGCAAAACAGAAAUAACCCCCGGUGAUUACUUGUCCAUCGUGACUUCACAAUAUCCUUUCACCACGAUUCAAAACCCACAUAAGCAAUGGACAAAGGUUCUUGAAGAUAAAUUGCGAUGGAAUGUGCGAGAAAGACAAAAACCUUUCUCUAGAAAACAAAGUACGGUGUUUAGUAAAGACAUGCAUGAUGAUAAGUUUGAUAUCACUGAGAAUUCCUAUAACCGUGAAUCUACCGAAAAUUUGUAGACUGAAUCUUCUACUUUGUUUUGGAAAGGUACCUUUGGACCUUCCUUUUCGUGUUUGUGUACCUCAUUCGUUAUGAGGAUGUGAUGAUCUACGAAUUUUUACAUGUACCAGCCUUUGUAUUAUUUAUGUAUAUAUUCCUCUCUUUUCUUGGGUCCCCUUUUGGUUGUCGACAGGUUUUGGUUUAAAGUUUUUUCUUGUGAACAGAUCCCUAAUGAUUUUCUAUCCUAUCUAAAUUAACUUAUAGUUCUAUGCUGCUUUUACAAAAUAAAUUUUAAUUAAUUACAUACUAGUUUCCAAUGUUCUUUUUUCAGUUGUAACAAAUUCUUAAUAAAUAUAAAUAAG
Schizosaccharomyces cryophilus OY26 is the source of this 2413-nucleotide messenger RNA. RefSeq names its product NAD/NADH kinase. Gene Ontology annotation, molecular function: NAD+ kinase activity. Bases 710 to 2071 code for a protein of 453 amino acids. The transcript has a single exon. The record is from RefSeq and is a predicted model, not a curated record. Gene Ontology annotation, biological process: NADP+ biosynthetic process; NAD+ metabolic process. Lineage: Eukaryota; Fungi; Ascomycota; Schizosaccharomycetes; Schizosaccharomycetales; Schizosaccharomycetaceae.